Molecule: messenger RNA, 1221 nt
Organism: Halteromyces radiatus
Lineage: Eukaryota; Fungi; Mucoromycota; Mucoromycetes; Mucorales; Cunninghamellaceae
Product: glyceraldehyde-3-phosphate dehydrogenase
Exons: 5
Coding region: 54-1058 (334 amino acids)
Biological process (GO): glucose metabolic process
Molecular function (GO): NADP binding; oxidoreductase activity, acting on the aldehyde or oxo group of donors, NAD or NADP as acceptor; NAD binding
Source: RefSeq, a predicted model, not a curated record
UUUCUUUUUGUUUAUUUUUAAACUAAUUUUCCCUAUUCUUCUUACAAAAUAUAAUGGUUGUCCAAGUUGGUAUUAACGGUUUCGGUCGUAUUGGUCGUAUUGUCCUUCGUGCUUCUAUUGAAAACCCUGAAGUCCAAGUUGUUUCCAUCAACGAUCCUUUCAUUGAAUUGGACUACAUGGUCUACAUGUUCAAGUAUGACUCCACUCACGGUCAAUUCAAGGGUACUGUUGAAGCCAAGGAUGGUAAGCUCGUUGUCAAUGGCAAGCCUAUCACUGUCCACGCUGAACGUGAUCCUUCUCAAAUUCCUUGGGGUAAGGAUGGUGCCACUCACGUUGUUGAAUCCACUGGUGUCUUCACUACUAUCGAAAAGGCUAAGGCUCAUAUUGCUGGUGGUGCCAAGAAGGUUAUCAUCUCUGCUCCCUCUGCUGAUGCUCCCAUGUUUGUCUGUGGUGUGAAUCUCGAUGCUUACAAGCCUGAAUACGAUAUUAUCUCCAAUGCCUCUUGCACUACCAACUGUUUGGCUCCUCUUGCUAAGGUUGUUGAUGAUAACUUUGGUAUUGUUGAAGGUUUGAUGACUACUGUCCACGCUACCACUGCUACUCAAAAGACUGUUGAUGGUCCCUCUGGCAAGGACUGGCGUGCUGGUCGUGGUGCUGGUGCUAACAUUAUCCCUGCUAGCACUGGUGCUGCCAAGGCUGUCGGUAAGGUUAUCCCUCACUUGAAUGGCAAGUUGACUGGUAUGUCUUUCCGUGUUCCCAACCCUGAUGUUUCCGUUGUUGAUUUGACUGUUCGUAUUGAAAAGCCUGCUUCCUAUGACGACAUCAAGGCUGCUAUCAAGAAGGCCUCUGAAAACGAACUCAAGGGUAUCUUGGGUUAUACUGAAGAUGAAGUUGUCUCUACUGACUUCAUUGGUGAUUCUCGCUCUUCCAUCUUCGACGCUAAGGCUGGUAUCUCUUUGAACCCCAACUUUGUCAAGCUUGUCUCUUGGUAUGACAACGAAUUCGGUUACUCUACCCGUGUCGUUGAUCUCCUCGUCUACAUUGCUGGCAAGAACUAAAUUGAAUAGUAUAGUCACCCCCUGUUGUAUAUGAAAUGAAUCUACUUUACUCUUUUUAUCUUGUACAUUUUUGAUCCCCAUUAUGAAAAAAAAAACCAUUAGAUUAUUCCUUCACCUAUGUGUUUUUCUAUGAAAAAAGUGAAUAAAGCUUUUUUGUCUCCUA